Racocetra persica is the source of this 560-nucleotide messenger RNA. The record is from the annotation of a GenBank genome assembly. NCBI's taxonomy places the organism in Eukaryota, Fungi, Glomeromycota, Glomeromycetes, Diversisporales, Gigasporaceae.
GGCAAUAAAUAACCAAAUAAGUAAUAUGACAAAAUCAACACUAUAUAAACUCAUAUUUGGCCAACAACCACAAGCUGAUUUACAAAUGAUUUCAAUGCUUCAUCGGCAAAAUAUUUUUUAUGAAGAAGAUAUUUCAUUAGAAAAUCAAUCCUCAUUAAUUAAUAAUGAUAAUAGUGACAACAAUAACAAUGAUCUUGAAUCUAAUGAUGACAAAAUGAAUAUAUCACAAGAUCAUAGUUUAAUUGAAGAAUUUACCAAUUGCGAUACUAAACUACAAAAUUCUUGGAAUAAAAAGGAAAAAUGGCACUUGGAAAAUACGUGCAAUAACUCAGAUACUUUAUUAGAUGGAACAUUUCAAGACUAUAAAUUACAUGAUAAUUUAUUUCAAGCUGAUACAAAUUUUGAAGGUUCAAUACAAGAAAAUCAUGAAAGUCUUAUGUCAGUCGAUAAUCAAUCUCAUUCAAGCCAUUCAAGCUUUGAUAACCAUAAGCAAUUACGUGAUAAAGCACUACAACAAGUUAAAAAAAUAAGCAAAUUAUUCGUAGUGUUAUGGAAAAGCG